Messenger RNA from Onthophagus taurus, 825 nucleotides. Its product is annotated as chymotrypsin-2-like. Lineage: Eukaryota; Metazoa; Arthropoda; Insecta; Coleoptera; Scarabaeidae. The record is from RefSeq and is a predicted model, not a curated record. Gene Ontology annotation, molecular function: serine-type endopeptidase activity. Gene Ontology annotation, biological process: proteolysis.
AUGUUAAAAGUAAUAAUCUUCGUUAUUUUUGCGAUUACGAUAUUAAUUAAAUCCAUCGAUGGUUAUGAUUUCAACAGAAAAAAUCAACCCUUGAUUAAAAUUAAGAAAAAAACCCGGAUCAUCGAUGGAACCCCGGCCAUUAAUGGGCAAUGGCCUUUCGUUGUAAGCAUUCAAAACGAAGAACAACACGUUUGCGGUGGCGCAAUUAUAAAUCAACGUUACGUUUUAACCGCGUGUCAUUGUUUCGUUGAAGGUGACGAUGUUUUAAAAGAAGAGGAUGUAAUGAUAACGGUGGGAAAUGUGAUUUGGCGCGAAGGUGAGCGCCACACUGUUGAGAAGAUAAUAACACACGAAAAUUAUGAUAGCGAUGCUGUGAUAAACGACAUCGCCUUGGCGAGAGUUAAAAAACCCUUUAUUUUUAAUUCGAAUGUGCACCCGAUUAGGCCGAGCCCUACAAAUAUUGAUGAUGAUAGAUUACCAGUUUCUGCAACAGUUGUUGGAUGGGGGUUCACUAAUUCAGGGAAGAAAUUGGUUAGUGUUGCGUCGGAAAUCUUAAAUUACGUCCAAUUAAAAACAAUACCUUGGUACACAUGUAGAGAGUAUUACUCGGAUAUUUAUCCGACUAAUCUUUGUAUGACGAGUGGAUCAAUGAAGGGGAGUUGUAAUGGUGACUCAGGAGGUCCUUUGGUUACUUAUACCGAUAAGGGGUUGGUUCAAAUCGGGUUGGUGUCCUACGGUGAUGAUUGCAACAAUACAAAACCCGAGGUUUACACGAGAGUUCCGUUAUAUUUAGAUUGGAUAGAAGAUAACAUGAUUAUGGAUUAA